Anopheles merus is the source of this 2829-nucleotide messenger RNA. Its product is annotated as shootin-1-like. Lineage: Eukaryota; Metazoa; Arthropoda; Insecta; Diptera; Culicidae. The transcript has 8 exons. Gene Ontology annotation, molecular function: ubiquitin protein ligase activity. The record is from RefSeq and is a predicted model, not a curated record. Bases 856 to 2730 code for a protein of 624 amino acids. Gene Ontology annotation, cellular component: HULC complex; nucleus.
GCAGGUUUUACAUUCGUUCACUUUGUUACAUUCCCUCCAGUCAUUAAAAGUGAGUCUCCGUUAACAUUAGCAUAGCAUCGUUCUUGAUGGAGUGUCUCUUUUUCUGCACAAGUUUGCACAUGUUCACACAAGUUCGUACGAUACACGGUUCAAAUCACGCUUGUUGGUGAAAGAUCAUACAGCAACAGUAGGAACAGGUAUGGUUUAAUCCAACGGCACUUAGCUGCGCGGUCUGCUUGGGAGUGUUUUUUUUGUUGUUUGCCCUCUCGCCCUGUUCAUUGUCUUGCUGGUAGUUCGCGACAUCGGUGGGCUGCUGAGCUGUGUUUGUGAAUGGAAAUGAUGCAUAAAGCAUCAUGAAGCGGACCAGCAGCGGUGGUCAGAACAGGGCAACAGUGGUAAUAGAAAUUGGUUCGUCUUAAACAGUGUUUAGGUUUAUUUCGACGUGAAUUUCCGUGAAACAGUGUGAUUUUUGGAAAGAGCAACAGUUAAAAAAGCAAGGAAUCUAUCAAAUAGCCAAUAGAAACAUCACCAGCUACGGAACAUACAACAGAAUAUGCCAAUGUCGCCAAUAAAUGCCCACCCGAAGCACGUACGUUUGAUGAAAUGUGUUUGAUUUUGGAGUUUGCUUCCGCCACAAUGGCCACGGACCCCGGGUACUGUGUUGACAUUGGAUGAUCAUCGGUUUGAAUCGGUGACUUCAUCGCCAGUCUGUUGAAUGGUGUUCGCUAAGCAAGCUAGGCGUCGAAUGAUAUGAACGUGUUUUGAAGCCGUUUCGCCUAGAUAAAGCGCAGCAGGGACCCCUUUUUUCUUUGAACCGGGCAUUGGGUACCUCUCCCGCCUAGCAUCCCCGUAAAAAUGGACAUCUCGCAAACAUCCCCUUCAAGACGUAGCAGCAUUCCGAUACCGAAACGGAAAACAUCGCUCCACCUGUACAUUGCCGGUGGCGGUGGUUCAUCUUCAAACUCAUCGUCAAACGUCGGUUCGGCUUCGGCUUCGAUAAACGACGAUGAACCUUCGUUCACGCGCAGCAUGCUCGGUUCAUUCGUACAAGCGGAUUCAUCGCCCGGUGGCGUUGGUGUUGCGGGUGCAGGAAGCGGCACAACGGUCAGCACGCCGUCCGAGUACGUUCAGCUAAAGGAAAGCCAUAACCGACUGAUGGAAAAGUGCGAACAUUUGACCAAACGCAACGCCCAGCUUGAAACAUCGAACGAACAGCUCAACUACAAUGUAAAGCAACUCGUUGGAGAUCUGGAAAACUCGCAGCGUGUACUAACGGAUUUUACGGAGAAAAACCGGCGCCUAAGGCGUAAACUAUCCGAAAUCAUUCCUACACCAGCGCCCGGCGAGGAAGGUGUCACCGUUGACGCGGUAGAGAGCGAUGACGAGGGGCCAGAUGCUUUGCCGACUCGUACACGGGAUUCGGGGUCAGGUGCAACCGGAACCACGGUUGGCGCUGAGCCGAGCGGAAAGGGUACCGAGGUGGACAGUUUGCUGAAUGAAAUGGAAAAGCUCAAGUCCUACCUGAACAACGUGGAGCUACAGCUGUACGAGGCGAAUGAAAAAAUCUCGGAACUGUUGGAAAAUAAGCAACAGUACGAGGAAACGAAUCGGAAACUGCGAGAGGAAAAUGCGGAACUAAACAAGGUGGCGCGGCUAAUGUCACGAAACAUGCUGGAAUCAAUCGAUACUAGUAAAAGGCUGGAAAACUCGUUCAUUCAGGUGCAACGCGAACGUGACCACUUGGUGCGUCAAAAUCGCGAUUCUGUCGACUCGAAAACAAGCACAAACGAAGAGAUUCAAAAGAUGCGCUCCGAAAUUGAGCUGCAGAGGAAAACGUACGAGGCACAGUUCAUCGAAUAUAAAAGUCUCAUGAGCGAAGAGCACGAGCGCAAGACGAACGAUCAGAUCGUUGCCCUUGAGCUGGAGGUCGAGGGGUUGCGGCAGCAGCUGGACGAAGCGUUGCAGCGGGCCGAACGGGCCGAGGGCGAGGUGCUAGCGCUACGACAGCAGCUCCGUAUCAGCCGGCUGCGAGAGUGGCAAAGUUCUGCCAGCCCGGGCUCCACGAACAUCGUUGGAAUUUCCGAAGUUCUGGACAGUGACGAUCCGCUAGUGACGCUGCUAGGCCAGUGCAGUCUGACUGAAGGUUCCCCGGCCGGAACCUCUUCCCAUCUCUCACACGUCGCAACCAAUGUACCUGCACAACCACCUUCCCUUCCACCACCACCACCGCCACCACCACCGCCGCCACCGGCCCCACCACUACCAGCUAACAAUUUCGCUAACAGCAAGCACCUAACCUCCACCGGGACGGCUGACGGCUGCGACCGGGCGCUUGGCUUAAGCGAGGCGAUUUCGCAGCAGAAAUUAAAUCACGUGGCAAUAACGAAUGUAAAUAGCCAGCACCCGGCAACAGGUCUAGAUUCGGUGAUUGCUGACAUCAAAAGUGGAAAGGUGACGUUAAGGCGACGGCGUCCCAACCUACCCAACCAUUCCGCCGGCGACGAGACAACCGGUACCAGUGACAGUAUUAGAGAUAGUGAGCAGGACUACAACCAGAUGGUCGCUCGCAAUCCCGGCCUGAAGGAGAUGUAUGACAUUUUGGCGAAGAUGAAACGGCGCAACCGGAAAUCGAAAAUUAUUGUCGAAUCAGAGCUGGUUGGUCGGGGCCAGGACGGCACUGAUGGUGCGGCCCGACGGACCCGUUUGCUGAUGGAUGUAACCGAUUUAUGAGACCCCGGCUACUAGACACACGCUGCAUUUCGAAGUUUAUGUUUUUAACGAAGUUUUUAACAACUGCCUUUAAUCCCACAAUAAUGAGGAUGUUUACCA